CGCCUCCGGACGCCUCACUUCCGGCUCCUCGGGCUCGGCCGCCCGGCCCGGACGCCCCCGGCGCGGCGGCUGCGGGAGUGGUGCGCGGCCGCGGAGGCCCCGGGCGCCGCGCUCAUGGCCGCCGCGUGGAAGCGGGCGCCGCCGCCGCCGCUGCUGCUGCUGCUGCUUCUGCUGGCGCUGGGGCGGCAGGCCGUGUGCGCGGCGAGCGCCGCCGCCGACGACGAGGCGGUGCCGGAGGAGUGGGUGCUGCUGCACGUGGUGCGCGGCCGGGUGGGCGCCGGCAACUACAGCUACCUGCGGCUGAGCCACGAGGGCACCAUCGUGCUGCGGCUGCGCAGCGUGGAGGGCGACGCCGACCUGUACGUGUCGGACGGCACGCCGCACCCCAGCUUCGACGACUACGAGCUGCAGUCGGCCACGUGCGGCCCCGACGCCGUCCGCGUCCCCGCGCGCUUCCGGCGGCCCGUGGGCAUCGGCGUGUACGGGCACCCGUCGCACCGCGAGAGCGCCUUCGAGAUGCGGGUGUUCCGGGCCCCGGCGCGCGGCGAGGCGGCGCCCGCGGACGGCGGGGACGGCGGCCGCGCGCGCGCGCCGGAGGCGGCCCCGGAGGAGGAGUCCGCGCUCUGGACGCUGGCGAUCGGCCUCCUGAAGCUGGUGCUCGAGGUGCUGUUCUGACCCGGCGUGGGGCCGCCCCGCCGCGCCCGGCUGCCGGCUGCGAAGACAGAGCCCUCGCGGGGGAGGGUGACCCGGGCCCCCGGAGCACGGAGCGCGGCGAGCGGCACGGUGGGUCUUGCUAAACCAUCGGCAGCCCCGUAGGAGGCACGUGCACAAUAAAGAGGUGAAACGCC
Hippopotamus amphibius kiboko is the source of this 848-nucleotide messenger RNA. It is a transcript of the gene C6H6orf120, whose product is annotated as chromosome 6 C6orf120 homolog. The record is from RefSeq and is a predicted model, not a curated record. The transcript has 2 exons. NCBI's taxonomy places the organism in Eukaryota, Metazoa, Chordata, Mammalia, Artiodactyla, Hippopotamidae. Bases 115 to 675 code for a protein of 186 amino acids.